This is a messenger RNA of Vicia villosa (hairy vetch), 1812 nucleotides long. RefSeq names its product probable lysophospholipase BODYGUARD 4. The transcript has 4 exons. Lineage: Eukaryota; Viridiplantae; Streptophyta; Magnoliopsida; Fabales; Fabaceae. The record is from RefSeq and is a predicted model, not a curated record. The coding region runs from base 283 to 1584 and encodes 433 amino acids.
UAUUUCUCAAUGUCUUCAAACACACGAAUUGAAUGCGGCUAAUAUCCUGCUACGUGCCCCAACCUCAAUCACCAUUUCAUAUAUUCUUUCUAUCCCAAUAGCAAUUCUACAACUGUUCACUUUCCAAUGCCCUCACGUCCUCUUCCUUACAUACUUUUCUUAAGUCUUUGUCUCCUUCAUCUACUUUUCAUGUAAACUAACAUUAUUCAUGCAUGUUUAGUUUCACUUUUUUUUUCAUAAAAAAGUAAUUGUAAAUAGAUUAAACUAGAAUCUUGCUUCCUAAUGUCGCUAGCAGUUUCUUCCUCGCCCAAAAAAUGGAUGACAAAUUGUGUUAUGGUUCUCAACUCACUGUUAUGUUACGUUGUUUUCCUUUUCUUUGAUUUUCUAGAUGCUGUUUUAUGUGUUGUCUAUAGAUACCUUGAUGAGCGUAUUGAAGGUGUGGCCUCUCCUUGUUGUUGCUCUAAAUGGAAGAGACAGAAGAACAAGACUAUGAUGAUUGAUGAUGGUCUUUCAGAUAGUUUGUAUGAGAGGAAGAACGUGUUCAGAGAAAUGGGUUUGCUUCAAUUUAGGAGAAAACAGGAAGAUUCCAAUGGAAAAUGUGGUGGAAGGAAAGUGAAUAGUUGGUCUGAUUGUGGGUGUGACUCUUGUCUUUCAUGGGUCAAUGCUGAUGAUGAUGAUGACUAUAAACUUCAUUUUGUUGUUAAGGAACCCUUCAUAGCUACUGGUGAAAAUUGCAGGGAUGAGCCUUGUGAGAAUGUGAUAUUCUUGCAUGGAUUUAUGUCUUCUUCCUCAUUUUGGACACAGACAGUGUUUCCAUGUUUCUCUGAAAAUGUAAAUCAUAACUAUAGAUUGAUUGCCAUAGACCUGUUGGGGUUUGGAAAGAGUCCUAAGCCAAGAGAUUGUUUGUACACUUUGAAGGAUCAUGUGGAAAUGAUUGAGAAAUCAGUGGUUCAACCAUUGGAGUUAGGUAGUUUUCAUCUGGUUGCACACUCUAUGGGGAGUGUAAUUGCAUUGGCUUUGGCUGCUAAGUAUACCAAUUGUGUAAAAUCAAUUACCCUUGUUGCACCUCCAUACUCUUCUUCUGAGGAAAAAGAUGCUUGUUUGAAAGCACUUGAAAAGUUUGCUGGAAAGAAAUUGUGGCCAAUGUUAUCAGCAGGAUCUUCAUUUAUGUCAUGGUAUGAGCAUUUGAGUCGAACUGUUUGCCUUAUCUAUUGCAGAAAUCACAGGAUAUGGGAGUGGAUUCUAAAGUUCAUUACUCGAAAGAGGGAUCUUAGUUUCUUGAUCACAGACAUGACAAGACAUACUCAUCAAUCUGCUUGGAAUUCCAUGCAUAAUGUGAUAUGUGGAGGAACAAAAUUCAUGGAUAGUUACUUGAAAAUUUUGACAAAAAGUGGAGUUAGAAUAAAUGUUAUACAAGGUGAUAGAGAUCAAGUUGUCCCUAUGGAGUGCAUCAGGGAGUUAAAGUUGAAGGCUCCAAAUGUUGAAAUUAACAUAAUUCCAAAUGCUGACCAUAGCAGUAUGCUAUUAGGCAGAGAGAAGAAAUUUGCACAAAGUUUGGAGCAUAUAUGGACCUCUUCUUGUUGAAAGAAGCUAGUUCAAGUGGUCAAAAAUGAGAAUUUCUUUUUGGGAAUUAGGAUACAUGAAAUUUUUGGUUUUCUUGAAUUAAGAUAUAUGUUGAUUGAGAAAUCAAAUAAAACAAGAAAGAUUAUACCAAAAUAAUUGCAAUAUCAUGCUAGAAUAUACAAUGUUUCAGUGGAAUGAAAUAAGAUUAGAUAAUGGAAUGAAAGCAAAUCAUCCAAAAAUCCUUUGAAU